This is a messenger RNA of Marasmius oreades (fairy-ring Marasmius), 1034 nucleotides long. RefSeq lists its product as uncharacterized. Bases 95 to 847 code for a protein of 250 amino acids. Lineage: Eukaryota; Fungi; Basidiomycota; Agaricomycetes; Agaricales; Marasmiaceae. The record is from RefSeq and is a predicted model, not a curated record. The transcript has a single exon.
AGUCAUCCUUUCUUUUCAACGCCCACCCAUCAAGUUUUCGUUUGUUUUUCUGCUCGAUCUUCAGCAGCUGUCAUCCUUUCCUUUGAAGUCAGCAAUGUUGAAGCUGCGCCUUGCAAUCGUCCUUUACACCUUCGUUCUCGAAGCCCUUUUCCCUUUUCCCAGCCUUCCUGUCUCUGAAAGUAUCCAGAAAUCCCUUAUUUGGCAAACCAGCUUCUUCACUCUUUGGAAUGGAUACUUUUAUAUCAUCUAUUUCAUUGCCUUCCUCUACUUCUUCAGCAUCUUCUUUGUCAUCCGACAAGCCAUCUUGAACCGGAUGAAACGUAACUCAGACUUCCGCCAGAAGGUUGAAGAGCGCAAGGCCGUUUACGAGGUCAAGCGGGCUGCUAAAGCCGCCGAAGACCGUGCCAAAGGGAAAAUUCCCCAGUCACCGCGCAGGGUGUGGGCCAAAAUUGUUAUAAACUUGGCUCUCUCUGUCAUCAUGACUGUAAAUUGCGCAGUCUGGAACCGCUACACCGAUGCGCCAACCGUGUUGGAUGGUUCCCUUCGCCGUUUCUAUGAGAUGUUUCGACUCUCGUCCCGGAUCUUUGUGCUUGAAAUGGUUGUCCUGUCAUUGCUCCUCCCCGUCAUCUUUGGGAUCAAAGUUCUGCGUGCCCGACGCGCUGCUCGACGGAAUGCAGCUGCAGGCUCCGUUCAGACGACGGAAAUUCUGGCCGACGGUCGUGCACCAAUGAAUGAAAAGGUUUUGAUCGACCUUUCAGAUGGAUUGGAUUAUAUCUCAGAGAAGAUGGAUCUGAACCAGACGCCAUACAAGGACGAAGAGGCCGAGUUGAGGGAACCGUUGCUUUGAUCAUUUCGACCUCAGGACGAACUUGAAGAGGAAGGAGAACUGAGGGUAUAUUUAUGGAUCGUUACAUCGAUUUUCUUUGUUUGCUGCUUGCCAAUACCUUUCACCAGUAUUUACAGAACAUUCUUGGUUGCAAUAUGUAGAUGUACUUUUUGUGACUAGUAAAAUCAAUACUUGAAUUCUUCCCCGU